UAUGGAUAGAUAUAAAUAGAAAAAAAGAAAAGAAGUAGGCGCGAUUGGUGGCGCCGCGUAGCGACGCAAGUGCGGAUGAGAAAUUGCGCUACGUUCAGACAUGUCAGACGCGGACGACUUCGUGCUGGUGACUCGUCGUGGAAGACGACGUCGACGUGACGAGAGCAGAAACUUAAAUAGAAACACAGCUACGCCGAGCGUCGUCGACGAGCAGGAUUGCGAGGACGAUCGCGAGUAUUUACUUCGCAUCAGCAAGCUAGACAAGACGAUAGACGAGGUCAAGGACAGCAGAUUUACCAGGUUCGUUUGUAGCAAGCUGACGGAGUCCCUAGCCGUUCUAGGCUCCGAUGCUAUUUCCGAGAUAGUCUGCUACGGGUUAGGACAGUUCGCGGUGUAUAGACCGUCGAGAUGCCAAUUGGCGCUUCUGCUGUGUUUGAAGGCGCGAUACGAGCCGGUUCGCGUACAUCUGUACGAUCCGGCGUUUCGCCCUCACGAAGUGCGAGCUCUACGUGCCUUUGGCCUUGAGGUCAUAGAAACGAAUGAGGAGGGCAAGCGCGUCGUCCAGCGAGAUAAAACGACCCUCGUGUUCAUGCCGCACUGCUCGCGGCAACUGAUCAAUAAUUUUCUUUACGCAAACUGGGGUGACGAAUUGAGCGGCUGCAUCCUGCUCACCAACAGUUUCUCGAUGAUCGUCGACGAUAGUUUACGUAGGGACAUAAUAAAUUCAGCGAGCUACAUACUACGCAUUCUACCUUAUGUUACAGAGAUUCGAUUGGAAAAUUCCUUCGUGUACGAGGAAGUUUUCAGCAGUCUUAACAUACAUAUUUUUACCAAACAAGACCUGCUUAAAGUCCCAGCAGAUUUUUGGAGCUCCAAAGAGGAACCACAGUAUGGACGUUUAACAAAGGACGUUGAGUUUGUUACAGCCGCGCAGACGAGCAACACUUGAUGCUGACUAAUAUAGCGACAAUGAAUAACAAUAUUAAAAUUGUUCGUUCUCUCGUGCAAGAGUUGCGCAGAGUUUCGCAAAAUAAGAAUACGAAAGAAAAUGCGAUGUU
Solenopsis invicta (red fire ant) is the source of this 1058-nucleotide messenger RNA. Its product is annotated as SRR1-like protein. Gene Ontology annotation, biological process: microtubule-based process. The transcript has 3 exons. Bases 101 to 949 code for a protein of 282 amino acids. Gene Ontology annotation, cellular component: nucleus; cytoplasm. The record is from RefSeq and is a predicted model, not a curated record. Lineage: Eukaryota; Metazoa; Arthropoda; Insecta; Hymenoptera; Formicidae.